Molecule: messenger RNA, 2449 nt
Organism: Poecile atricapillus (Black-capped chickadee)
Lineage: Eukaryota; Metazoa; Chordata; Aves; Passeriformes; Paridae
Gene: DCTD
Product: dCMP deaminase
Exons: 7
Coding region: 732-1256 (174 amino acids)
Biological process (GO): dTMP biosynthetic process; dUMP biosynthetic process
Cellular component (GO): cytoplasm
Molecular function (GO): dCMP deaminase activity; zinc ion binding
Source: RefSeq, a predicted model, not a curated record
GGCAGGCCCCGGAUCCCGCACGGAAGCGGCCGGCGGGACAGCGCGUAGGGCAGGACGGCGGGCUGGAGCGGGAGGAAAGCUGCGAGAGGCGCCCGCCUGCUUCCAUUGAGCUUUUCCCGGGGGCUCGGCCGGUGUAGGGGCAGGAGACAGCCCCCUGCGGGGGACGGGCGCUCCGGCCGCGUCCCCGCAGCCUGUCAGGGCCCGGAGCCGGGCGGUCACCGCCGCCCGCGGGGGACAGCAGCGCCAAGCAUGACGGACACCGCCGCGUCCUGCUCUUUGUCCGCCAGCUUGCCGCGGCCCUGCAUCGGGUGGCGCAGGAGACUUUGUCGCGGGGCAUGUCCUGGCCCUGGGAGCGCGGGGAACGCGCCCCGGGAAAAGGCAGCUUUGCCACUGCCUCCAUGCCCUGAGUCGGGGCGGUGCCGAGUUCUCUCUCCCAGCUGUUCAGGUCCCGCUAAUCUCUCUUCACACCCUUGUGAGCUCUCGCUAAAGUCCAAACCACCAGUGAAGAAUAUACGUUCACCAUGGGUGCCCUGGACUUUUGUGGCCUGAAAAGCAAGCAGCUAAAUCGCAUUAAGUAUAGACACCAGGUGUGAGUUACUGAGUGUUUAUCUCUCAUUUGCCAUAGGAGAAGAGUACCCCAGGCUGGUUACCAUGGUUCAGCUGAUAGAAGUUUCAGCAGUGAAGCAUCCUACAAAAAAAGAGAGGAUUAUUUGGAAUGGCCUGAAUAUUUUAUGGCAGUAGCUUUUCUGUCAGCACAAAGAAGCAAGGAUCCAAGCUCUCAGGUUGGUGCCUGCAUUGUAAAUUCAGAAAACAAGAUUGUUGGAAUUGGCUACAAUGGGAUGCCUAAUGGUUGCAGCGAUGAUGUACUACCCUGGACAAGAACAGGAGCAAAUAGAUUAGACACAAAAUAUCCUUAUGUGUGCCAUGCUGAAUUGAAUGCCAUCAUGAACAAAAACUCAGCUGAUGUGAAAGGUUGCAGCAUGUAUGUUGCCUUAUUUCCAUGUAAUGAAUGUGCAAAACUCAUCAUCCAGGCAGGCAUAAAGGAAGUUAUUUUCAUGUCUGACAAGUAUCAUGACACUACAGAAAUGACAGCUGCACGGCGGAUGUUUGAUUUGGCAGGGAAUUCAAGCCAAAGUGUAACAAGAUCAUCAUUGACUUUGAUUCAAUUAACAGCAGACCAAGUCAAAAGCUUCUGUGAAUUAUGUCUCAUUAAGUCUUUAGAAGAGUGUGAUUAUCCUUUUCUAAAAAGCUGCUAAUGCUUUUCAUCUCCAAGUAACUUGCAACUUUUUAAUGGUUUCUGUAGCUGAAGUAGACUUACAAGAAAUCCAAGGCAUAAAAUGUCCUGCUCACUUCAUCUUGUCAUGUGGAAUCUAAAUCUACUUAAAAUUUUUUAUGCCUUUAUCAAAACUGCUUAAAAAGUGGAGGCACAUAGAUGAAACAAUAUAAGUAAAGAAAACUGUUCUGAUUCUUCCUGUAUUCAUCACCACAUGCUCUGAUGGGCUGUCAGCACAGAUUUAGCCUCAGUUUAACAGUACUUCUUGUAACCAGUAGUACAGUGGAAUAUGCUAAUGUAUGUUGAUCUCUGUUGGAUAUGUGAAUCUUAACAGUUGAUCCUAAUAAAGAACAAAGAAUGUUAUCCAUGCAAAUGCUAAUCUUCAAACUAGCAUAACACUAAUAUUGAAAAGGUUUUACAGCUUUAGGAAUGUGUGGCGUUCUGCUUGUUAUCCAACAAAUGAAAUGCUGAUUUUUCUUUUAAUUACUAUCUGACAUUGUCAUAUUUGGGCAGGUUUAAGUGAGGAAGCUGUUCUGAUAAUUGUCCAUUCCUGAGUGAACUUUACAGGUGCUUUCAAAUCCUUGCUUUCCCCAAGACUCCAGAAUUGAAGGGGAUUGAGGGAGUAAAUAGUUCAGUGCUUUACCUCUGGGACUUUCACAACUGAAUUUGUUUUCAUGUGUAAAAGAAAAUAAUUUUGUUGGUCUAUGUUAUGAAUGCACUCUAAGCUGUUCCUAGAUAAUCCAACAUAGCUUAGUCUUAAACUCCGCCUGUAAGGUAACUGAAUCAUUUUUUGUCCUUUGAGAGAAAUUCGAGAUAUUCAACCCAUAUCCAUAUCUGUGCCAAAAGAUGUAAUUAUGAUGUUAGCUUGUUUCCCAGUGCUGACAUAGUACCUCCAUUUUCAUAAAUGUUGCCUAAAAUAAUAUCCUCUUUAAUUUUAUCUUGAGAUCUGGGAAUAGAUUUGAGUUCCUUUUCUCUAAUUUGAUUUUUAAAAAUUAAAUAUGCCUAAUGGCUUUGUUUAGAUAACAUUGGUGGUUGUUUGUUUUGUUGUUUUUGUUUUUUUUAAUGUGGUUAUACUUCAAUGAGCUUUUAUUUUCUCUACAAAAGCUUUGUUUCAUAUUUUGGGACAUUAUGUAAUUUGGCUUCAUACCAGUAUUAUUAAAGUCUUAUUAAAAUCCA